AUGCAUGUGGAGAGAUUAAGACCACAAAUAUUUCGUGAUUAUUAUAGUGUUGGAACGUCUUAUGAUGGUUUCAGUCCAGGAAGUUCUUCUGAGUAUGAUAGAAGUCUGGCUACUUCUCGUGUUUACGAAAGAACACGGAUACAUACAUUAGCAGCGGAGAGGCAGACUGUUCAAAAAAAGACAUUUACAAAGUGGGCGAAUACAUUUUUAAGGAGGAUAGGAAUUGAAAUAUAUGAUCUCUUUUUGGAUUUACGUGACGGAAAGAUUUUAUUACAGCUAUUAGAAAUACUUUCCGGAAUUAAAAUGCCUAGUCCGACCUUAGGGAGAAUGAGGAUUCAUUGUUUAGAAAACAUUGACAAAUCCCUCUUCUUUUUGAGCAAUUUUGGAGUUCAUUUAGAAAAUAUAGGAGCGCAUGAUAUUGUUGAUGGAAAUGCAAGGAUUACGCUUGGACUAUUAUGGAUGAUUAUUCUUCGUUUUCAAAUUCAAGAUAUCAUAUUUUUGGAGAAAGUCGAUCCUCUAGGAAUCAAAAGUGAUGUGCGACGAUAUUCAAAGGAAGCUUUAUUAUUAUGGUGUCAGCUGAAGACUGCAGGUUAUCGAAACGUUGACGUGCAAAAUUUUACAACUAGUUGGCGUGAUGGCUUGGCUUUCAAUGCUCUUAUCCACAGACAUCGUCCAGAUCUGGUCAAUUUUAAUGAAUUGUCAGUGAACACACCACUGCAAAAUUUGGAGUCUGCCUUUAUAGUUGCGGAAAAGAAGUUAGGCAUAUCUAGGCUCUUCGAUCCUGAAGACAUAUAUGUCCAACAGCCAGAUGAGAAAUCUAUUGUUACUUAUGUUGCUACAUAUUAUCAUUACUUUUCGAAAAUGAAAUCGGAAACUGUUCGUGCUCGUCGUUUGGAAAAAUUUAUAACUUACUGGCGUGAUCUCCAGAAUUCUUUCGAUUGGUACGAAAGACGUACAUCAGAUCUUUUGUUAUGGAUUGCCAAAACAGUAUUGUGGUUGAAUGAUCGUCGUUUUCCCAAUCAAGUUGAAGAAAUUCAACAGAUUAUGGUUUCAUUUAAAGAAUAUCGUCUUCAAGAAAAAUCGGACAAGUUCAAUGAAAAAGGUGAACUUGAAGCUCACUUUCUUUUAACGCGUACAAAAAUGAGAACACUAGGGCUUAGAAACUAUAUACCAUCUACGGAGGCACAAAUAUCCCAACUCAAUCGUGCAUGGAAUGCCUUAGAGAAAGCCGAGUAUGGACGUGAAAUAGCUUUGAGAGAAGUGUUAGACAAGCAAAAACGUCUACUGCAUUUGUUUUCACGCUACGAAAAGAAAGCAAAUUUGAGAAAAGCUUGGAUUAAUGAUAAUUUUAAAUUGGUUGAGGUAUGUGAUGAUGAUAAGAAUUUAGCAAUGACCGAAGCGUCAUUAAAAAAGUAUGAAGCUCUAAAAGCUGAUAUUUAUGCAUAUUUUGACAGAAUACAGACAAUCCAACAGAUUGCUGAUGAACUUAUUGGUAAUGAUUUUUUUAAGCGAGAUAUCGUUUUAAAAGUUCAAAAAGAAAUUCAACAUAUGUGGGAUCGACUCUUAAAAGUAAUGAAUGAAAGAUACAAAAUUCUUGAAAAUAGAAAAAACCUGUUUAAAAAGUUUUCAGAAACAGAUUAUCUCAUGGGAUCUAUACAAUCACUUUUAUCUAAAUUACAAAUCGAUGAAUUUGAUAAUCACUUAGCUGCUAUUGAAGAACGUUUAAAACAAUAUGAAUUAAUAGAAACGGAUAUACGUUCAAUCCAUCAAAAUAUAUCAAUCCUAUUUGAAUUAGAAUCUCAAAUUGAAUACUCUCCAGAGUUGUUUGGUUUUAAAACUAAUACUGUAGCAAUUGAUAUAAAAAAACAAAGUAAUUUGUUAAAAGAUGCCUAUUCACAACUUGUACAAUUGAUUGAAUCUAAACGACGGUCUAUAGAAUUUCUAAAACUUUAUCACAGUUCAGAAUAUGAGUUAGAUGAACAAUUAAUUUCAAUACAAGAACGUAUAUCAUUUUUGCAGAAAAGUGAAACGUUUGUUGACAAUGGUAAUAUUGAUGUUCUCUUCCGGAGACAUAAAGCGGCUGAAUCUGAAUUAGAAACACGAAGAGUGGUUAUCACUCGACUAUUUGAACGAACUUCCAGUUUAAUUGAAGAAGAAUGUCCAAAUUAUGAAAAUCUAAAAGAAAAGGUAACAAAAGUUGAAAGAGCGUGGGAACAACUCGUAAAUCUAAUGGCCAAACGUAAAACUAAUUUAUUAUUCAUGAAAGACUUACGUUCUUUUGUGUUAAGUUGUGAUGAUGCGGAUGCAUGGAUAUCGGAAAAAUAUGAACUAAGUUCCAGUGCGAUGCGUCUUGCUAUGCAAACUGACAGUAUUUAUACUAUAGAAAAAUUAACGAAACAACAUCAGGAAACUAUUUCCAGUGUGAAUAACUUCCAGACUACUAUUGAUCAAAUGAAGCUUCAAGCAGACGAGUUAUUAGGAUAUAUAGAUUGUUUGUACACUGUAGCUGAUAAAGAUGGUAAAUCAAUAGAACCUAUUUUGGAGGCUAUCAUAAAAUCUAAGAAUGAGGUUGGAAAUUUAAUAAAGAAUAAAAUGAAAGGUCUCUUAGAUUCGUUUUCUGUUCUUAGCGGAUGCAUUCGUCAGACACAGUUACUACUUUUAGACGCUGUAUCACUUCAUCAAUUGUUCCAAAUGGCUUCAUCGACGUAUAACUGGAUUAUUGAGAAGGAAGUUUAUAUCCAGCUGUUAAUAAUGGACGACCUACAAGAAGAGGAGUUUUCUAAGAUUAUAGAAGGUGAUGUCAGUGCUAACCAAGGGUUAAUUCAAAGAUUAGAAAUUGUUAAAAAUAGAUUUUCUGACUUAGAGGAGCAGAUGAGUACAGCAGCUGAGCAAGUAUCUACUGUAAACAUGAUGAUUGCUAAUUUUUUAAAUGAACCAAAAAGAGAUGAUCAAUCAUUAGUUAAUAAAGAAAUGACGAUUGAAAAAGUUAUCAAUGUUCAAGAUCAUUUAAACUCAGCCUGGAAUAGAAUUGCUGAUACUGUUGAGUUUCAUAGAGACCGAAUAGUUGAAGAAUCAUUUUAUAUUAAUUUAUUCAUUGAAUGUAAAUAUACAUCUGAAUGGAUUACAGAAAAAGAAUCAGUUUUAUUUUCAACAGAUUCCAUUGAUGCUAAUAGUUUGACUGGUUUGGUUGAAUUAAGAAGACGUUUAUUUAAUUUACAAGGAGAUUUAAAAGCAAUCGAAGCACGAGUUCAAAAUAUUGGUGAACGUAUAGGAGAAUUACUUGGUAUGACGGAACAACAAGAAAUUGCAUAUGAUGAACAAGAUAUAAAAUUAAAGUCUAAACGAAGAGCGGAUUAUUUAUUGAAAGAACAUAUGAAACUUACACAGCAGUGGCUUAAUUUAAAAGAAGCACUUAAACAGAGAGUUAAUCGAAUAUCUACUGAAGGUCAAGUGAGCCGUUUUCUUGAAAAACUUGAUUCAUUUCAAGAUUGGAUGAGAAAGCUAAAAACUGAUGUAUUUGUCCGUGAAUUUCCAAGUGAUUUACAGGAAACUGAAAAUCGUCUAACAGUUAUUGAACAAAGUGCUCAAGAAAUCAAAGACUAUGAAAAUGAAGCAAAUCAAUUAUUUGAUACUGGCAGGCAACUGCUUAAAGGUUACUAUGAUACACCACAUAUUAUGUUGGGACAACGGUUAGCUGGACUUGAAGAUGAUUGGAAAUCAAUUCAAAGUUCAAUGGUCAACUGUACUACCCGGCUUCAAGAACGUUAUGCUUUGCAAUGCUUUUUGGCUGAAUCUGCAUUACUUGAAGUGACUUUGGAUCAACAGGCCACAUUUUUGGAUAAAGAAAACGUAUUAACAAACCUAGAUGCUGUUCGUGAUAUUCAAAAACAAUAUGAAACAUUUCGGUUUUCUUUAUUGGCUUGUAAAGAUCGAGUUGAUACCGCUUUAGAAUUAGGUAGGAAUAUAGCAGAAAAAAAUCCAGCAAAUCGUGAUCGUGCAUUAGCUAAAUGUGAAUUAUUUCAACGAAAAUAUGAAGCCAACAAAAUUAAAACAGAAGAACGAAUUGAAUAUUUACAAGAAAAGGCACAACUUUAUGAAUUUUAUGAAGAACUAGAAGAUUUUGAAGAUUGGAUUUUAGAUAAAACUAACUGUCUAAUGGAAAUCCAAUUAGCAAUCAAACAGCGAUCACAUUUAUCCUUUAGUCGGAUUAAAGCAUUUGAAGAAGAAAUUGAAGUGAAUCGAAAUCGUGGUGACCAUUUUAUUGAGGUCGGUCGUAAACUUACAGAAGUCUAUCCACAUCUUGAAAAUGAUGUAAAAAAUCGUUUGGAACGUUUGCAUACACGUUGGGAAGAACUAGUUGACCUAGUUCGACAUAUCGUUAAUGUAAUUAGUCAAGAUAAUCGAGAAAAGUUAAUGAAAGAGGCAAUCCAUAAAACUGCUACAUGGCUUAAUGUAAUGAAUGUUCAUUUAGAGAAACCAGAUAGUAAAUUACCAGUUGAUCAAGUUGAUAUGACUACAUUACAAACACAAAUAAAAGAACAUAAUAAACGAAUUAAAGAUUAUAUGGAUAGAAAAGCUGUUAUAAAUGUUUUAAAGAAUCAAGUCAGUGAUCCUAAUUUUAGUCAAAAUAAAGAAUUUGCACCGAUUGUGAAUGAUCUUGAGCGUAAACUUUUAGCACUAGACGAACCACUCAAACAAAAAUUAAUGAAUUUGCAGCAUUUGGAAACAUCGACUCAACGUUUUGUAGAGUUAACUGUAGAAGGUGCAUGGAUCAGAGAAAAAUCACAACAAGUUGAAAAUUUAUCUAAAACAUUAGAACUUGAUCCACAAAAAGCUUAUGAAAUUGGUCAAAGAUUAAUGGUUAUACAUAGAUUGGAAAGACAACUUAAAAGUCAUAUUCUUGAAGCUAAUAAUCGUAGACCUAGAGUUAAAGCUUUAUGUAAAAACAUUGAAAAUGAAUAUUGUGUAGAAGAAGCGAAAAUCACCGAUAAAAUACAACAACAAAGAUUUCAACGUCUUACACGAGAACUUUUAGAAUUAUGGAAUAAAUUAGAUAGAAAUUUAGCUUGUCUACUUGAACGAAUAACAAUGUCCGAAUCAGUUUAUCAAUUUUUGUUAGAUGCUAGUGAACUGGAAUCAUGGAUAUCUGAAGAAGAUUUUUAUUUACACGGAAUAGAAAUACCAAAGAAUGAGCAAAGUGCAUUAAAUAACUUGAAAAAGCAUCAGAUUCGAUCACAUACAAUUGAACAGUGGCAUGAACGUGUUAAAAAUCACAAUGAACAAGGUCAAAUACUGUGCCAGCAAUUAAAAAUUCAACAAACAAAAUAUCCUGAUACAAAUAUUUUACAAGAAUCACAAUUUUAUUUAAAAUUAAUUCCAUCAUGUUUGUAUCGUAUUAGCCAUUCAUACAAAAAUCUUCAAGGUAUCGUCAAUAAUGUAGCUUCAAUGUUAGAGGCGAAUGCUAUUAAAUAUAGUUUAAUUCGUGAAGCAGAUGAAUUAGAGGCAUGGAUUAAUAAACGUGUUGCACUGGCUACUAAUAAUGACCUUGGUGUUGAUUUAGAUCAUUGUUGUAAUUUACGAGAUAAAUUCAUGAUAUUCAAUAAAGAAACUGUACAAACAGGUUCACAACUUGUCACAGAUUUAUCAACUAAAUGUGUGCAUUUAAUUGCAUUAGGCAAAUCAGAUUCCGUGAUCAUUGCAUCAAUUAAAGAUAAUAUCAAUGAAAUAUGGGCUGAAUUAUUGGAAUUAAUCGAAACAAGAAAACAAUUAUUAAAAGCUGCAUUGAAUAUGCAUCGAUUUGUUAAUGAUUGUAGAGAUUUCGAAGAAAGAAUUUGUUAUCGUCUUGACAAUCUACCUGAAGCACCAUCUGAUUCUUUAGCAUCUGGACGAAAACAAGGUCUACCUGGUUUACAACGUAGUCACAAUUUAUUAGAACAAGAACUUUUAUGUUUUGGUGAUCAAGUGAAACAAUUGGAUUUAACAGCUAAACGAUUACUACCACGUUAUGCUGGUAUACAAGCGGAACAAUUACAAGCACAUCAUGAACGUGUUCAAACAAUAUGGAAACGUUUAUUAAAAGUUAUUGAGAUAAGACGUGAUCUAUUAAAAGAAGCUAGUCGAUUAUAUGACUUUCUAGUUAAUGCUCGUGAAUUAAUUUCAUGGUUAGAACAUGCCAAAGAUAUAAUGGAACAUAAAGAAAGACCAAGAGAUAUUUCUGGUGUUGAAUAUUUAAUUGAAGAUCAUAAACAAUUACGGGUGGAAUUAGAAUCACGAAAUCAACGAAUUGAAGAUUGCUUGAAUCUUGGCCGCAUAUUAUUGACUGAAUUUGCAGCUCAGGAAGAGAAAGCAAUGCUACCAAUUAUGAAACCAAGUUUAAUAGCUACACGAACUGAAGUUCGCGAGAGAUGUGUACAAUUAGCAACUGGGCGUAUUUUAUUGAAUGAAUUAUGGCGUGAACGUUGGGAUCGUUUACAUUUAUUAUUGGAAAUACGUCAAUUCGCGCGUGAUGCGAAUAGUGCAGAAAUAUGGUUGAUGGGUAAAGAGUUACAAUUAGAAUCAGCACGUCGUCAAUUAGGUGAAACAUUAUCUGAAACACUAGCUUUACUUGGUGCUCAUUACGCAUUCCAGCAAACACUAGCAACAGCAGACGAGAGAUUUAAUGCAUUGAAAAGAUUAACUACACUUGAACUAAGAUCAAUGAAAUGGGAUCCACAAGAAGUUAUUAUGAGAGAGAAUGAACAAAGAAAUAAAGUUCGAGACGCUGUCAAAGAAUUUCUUCCUGCUUAUGUCGGACAAACUGAGACUUUGAGAAAAUCGACUUCUGUCUUACCAUCACAUACAGUUGGUGUUUCUUCAUCAAAAAUUCCACUGGUAUCUACUGCUUACAUUCAACAACCCCCCGUUAAACCACUUAGGAAACCAAUUGAAGUAACUGAAAUAUCAGUUGUACAUCCAAAACCUAGAACAAAAUUCCCAUCAACAUCUGACGGUAUAGUGACAGCAGUUAAGACAACAUCACUUCCCAAAACUGUGGAGUCGUACAAGAGUCCUGGAAAGAAAGUUGAACAUCACGAAACUAUAAUGUCCCCGCGACCAGUUAAACGAUCACACUCUAGACAAAUACCAGAGUCAUCAGUCGUGAUAACCAAGGAAGAAAGUUUAUCUAUCAGAGAUAGAUCAGAACCCAUUAGUCAGAAAUCUGAAGAUUCGUCGGAGAAAAUUCCAAUUCACUCUGAAAAACCGUCUUCAUAUGAUCGUCAUGUAGAAGAAACUACUGAUGAAAAUAAUAACACUCGUUCACUGGAAACUGUAGAUCAGCCACAUGAACACCAACAAAAACCUAUAACUCGGAGUCGUUCACUAAGAGUUAGAUCUUCUCAAUCUGACUUGCCAACGACUGAAUCCCCUACUUCAACAACCAAGUUGAAAUUCUUUGAAAGUGCUGAACAAGAACCAACUGGGUUAUCACAGGAACCUGAAACAUCGACAAGUGGACAACCAGAUUUACCAAAACUAGAGGGUCCUGUUAUACGAAAGCACGAUUUAGAUUCUGGUGGCUCUCUACAUUCAAAAAGUCAAGGUCGGAGCUGGUUACCUCUUUAUCUGGUUCUCGAUUCAGGUCAACUAUUUGUUUAUAAAGAUCAACAAAGUCGUCGGGAAAAACCAAACAUAUACUAUCAUGAUACAUCACCAUUAAGCUUACUGUCAUCAAGAGCUGCCCCUGCUAUAGAUUACACAAAACGACCGUGUGUAUUUCGAUUACGUCUUGGAGAUGGUAGUGAAUAUCUAUUUCAAACUGCAAAUGACAAUGUUCUUAACCGUUGGGUUACAGCCAUCAAUGAAUCAGCUAAGUGCUUAGCUUCUGAAUUCAGUAAACAUCAAACUGGACAUACUUUAACACUUCCUGUGGGAACUCAUUCUAGAAGUUUUCAAAGUAAUGGUCAUCGUCGUUCUAUUAGGAAUUUUUUCUCUUUGCGUCGUAAAUCAUAA
Messenger RNA from Schistosoma spindalis, 7989 nucleotides. The record is from the annotation of a GenBank genome assembly. Lineage: Eukaryota; Metazoa; Platyhelminthes; Trematoda; Strigeidida; Schistosomatidae.